Messenger RNA from Cyclopterus lumpus (lumpfish), 13310 nucleotides. It is a transcript of the gene ankrd11, whose product is annotated as ankyrin repeat domain 11. NCBI's taxonomy places the organism in Eukaryota, Metazoa, Chordata, Actinopteri, Perciformes, Cyclopteridae. Gene Ontology annotation, molecular function: protein binding. Gene Ontology annotation, biological process: anatomical structure morphogenesis. Gene Ontology annotation, cellular component: nucleus. The record is from RefSeq and is a predicted model, not a curated record.
CACAAACUGAAGUCAAAGGCCGCUCGAAAACCGCUCGAAUGGGUUGGCGGAGAGGAUUAAACCGUGACAAAAUAUGAUCUUUUGAUGGUUUACGUUCACCCAUGCAAGCCUACCGUUGCACAAAUGGAGUGUUAAAGGUUCGUAGUUUGCGGUGACGGUGAAAUAGCAACGCUGUAAAAGACUUUCCGUGGAUAUUUUAGUCUUUUUUCCCGUUGGACUUGUGUUUGUUGGUCUACAUGGUUUUAACAAGCUCGCGCUAGCUUCGAUUCUGGUGAGCUGCUUUUCGAGCUGCGAUGGUGGUCAUCGCUACUUUAUGCGGAUGUCUCCGGUCCAGUCUGUACUGAACCAACGGCGACAAAUGGGAUCAUCAAGCAUCGGCCGAAAACAUCGCGGCGUAGACUAAACAAUAACGAUUAAGAUAUCUACUUUGUGGACAUUCAGACGCAGGAUUCUGUGGACUCAGACGACAGGUGUUUUUCUCGUUGGAUUUUAGCCCACUGACAUUCUUCCACAGCCAUGGAAUCGACGGUUGAUGACGAUGCAAUGGCAGCGUGAAUGAAGCUUGGCGUGGGGAGAGCUGAACGAUGCCCAAAGGUGGGGGAUCUAAAACCCCCCAGCUGGACCACUUCCCACUCAACACCGACAUGGUGGAAAAGCAGGGUGGGAAGAAGGAUAAAGUGUUGUCAAGUAAGACUCCCAAAUUGGAUCGCAGCGAUGGGGUCAAAGAGAUGAAAGAAAAGGCCCCUAAAAGGAAGCUGCCAUUCACUGCUGGAGCUAAUGGGGACCAGAAAGAUUCUGACUCGGAGAAACCAGGUCCAGAGCGGAAGCGCAUUAAAAAGGAGCCAACCAACACCCGGAAGGCGGGUUUGCCAUUUGGAAUGGGGAUGCCAGGGAUCCGGGCCGGGUACCCCCUCUCUGAACGGCAGCAGGUGGCCUUGCUCAUGCAAAUGACAGCUGAGGAGUCCGUCAACAGUCCAGACACAACACCAAAGCAUCAGUCACAGUCCAGUAUGGGUCAGAAGGGAACGCCAAACUCUGCAUCUAAAACCAAAGACAAAGUGAAUAAACGGAAUGAGAGAGGAGAGACUCGGCUGCACAGAGCAGCAAUCCGUGGAGAGGUACGCCGUAUCAAGGAGCUCAUCAGCGAGGGAGCUGAUGUGAAUGUAAAAGACUUUGCAGGCUGGACUGCAUUGCAUGAGGCGUGCAACAGAGGGUAUUAUGAUGUGGCCAAGCAGCUGCUGGCAGCCGGGGCAGAGGUCAACACAAAGGGUCUGGAUGAUGACACCCCUCUACACGAUGCAUCCAACAAUGGACAUUUCAAGGUGGUUAAGCUACUUUUACGGUAUGGAGGGGACCCACGUCAAAGCAACAGGAGAGGUGAAACGGCAUUGAAGGUUGCCAACUCUCCAACUAUGCUGAAUUUAUUGUUGGGAAAAGGCACGUACACCUCAAGUGAAGAAAGUUCAUCAGAAUCUUCAGAGGAGGAAGAUGCACCCUCAUUUGCCCCGUCCAGCUCUGUCGAUGGCAAUAACACAGACUCAGAGUUUGAGAAGUUGAAGUUGAAAGGAAAAACCAUGGACCCUCCUAAAUCCGCUGUCACACCCGUGAAAGACGAAUAUGAAUUUGAUGAGGAUGAUGAGGAGGAACGUGUUCCUCCUGUGGACGAUAAACACCUCUUGAAAAAAGACUUCCGUAAGGAGGCGGUCAUGCCGGUCACGCCGGUCACCAAGGCCACAAGCGGCAUCGCCAUACCCAAGACGGAGGUUAAAACCUAUUCCAAAAGCAACUCGCUCACACCAAAGAAAACUGUCAGGCGGAUUAUCUCUGACAGUAACAGUUCAGACGAGGAUGAUAGGACGGGUUUCACGCCAACGCCAGCGCCGGCGCCUACGCCACGGCAACAGGCCCAGCAAACAAAUACUAAGACUAGAGACUCUGGCAGCAUGAGCUCUAAACAACAAAAGGACAAGAAUAAAGUCAAAAAGAAACGGAAGAAAGAGAGUAAAAACAAUGUCAGUAAAGAAGUGAGGUUUGGUAAAGUCAAUGACAAGUUCUGUACAUCUGACUCUGAUUGUGGAGAUAUGGAGAGUGAGGAUGAUAAGGGCUCAAACAGUAUAAAGGACUCUUCUGCAACAAGUCUGAAAGACUCCCCUGGCUUUAACGCAUCCUCCUCAUCUUCCCAUGGAAACUCGAACUCUCAGAAACAAGUACCAUCAUUAGCAGAACAGCAUCCAAAGCAGUGGAGGACAGAUGGCUGGAAGACUGUGUCUUCUCCGACGUGGUCCGACGUCAGUUCUCUCUCGGAUUCAGUCAGAACAAGACUGUCCAGUGAGUCCGACUACUCCUCCGCUGAUUCCAGUGUUGAGUCGAUAAAACAAGUGAAGAGGAAAGCGCAGGAGAACAAAAAGAAGACUAACAAUGUGCACAGUAGCACAGUAGACAAGAAGAGUUCUGAGCUCUACAAAAACUCCAAUGCAGACAGUGCAGUCUCCAAAACCGAUGUCGAUGGCAAAGUGCUGAAAAAGCACAAAGUGAAGCACAAGCACAAAAAUAAAGAAAAGGACAAAGCUCCUAGUCUAGUUCUCAAUCAAGAUAUGAAUGAGAAAUUUGUCAAGAGCUAUUCUUUUGAUUUUGAUGAUUCAAGGCAGAAAUCCCUAAUUGUUGAAGCAGAAUCGCCAGCUGAGAGCAAGGUCAAGUUAUCCAAACACGAAAAGGACCAUUCAAAAAAAGAGGAUAGGCUUUCGAAAAGCAAGUCUGAGGAUAAGGAUUGGUCAUCUGAAGAUGUGCACAGAACGGCAAAAGAGGAGAAAAAUAAGAAAACAAAGGACUCCACCAAGGAUAAGACAAAUAAGGAGGAGCGGGAGAAACCUUUAAAAUCCGACAAGGAAAGAAAUGUCAAGGAGAAGGAGAAGCCUAAAGAGGAUAAACAAAAGGCUCACAAAGAGGAGAAAAAGAAAAAGUCCAAGGACAAGUCCUCGUCAAAGGCAGACAGGAAAGGUGAGCAGAAAGAGGAAAAACAUCUAAAGGUGGACAAGGAGAAAAACACAAGGAGGAGAAGGACAAAUGUAAAAAAAGACAAAGCACAGAAGGAAGAGUCUGAGUAUGAAGGUUAUGACGUUAACAACCGCUUCCUCAACUUAGAGGACACAAAGCUGAGUGCCUCGGAUGACCAUCACGACAGAUGGGGCUCAGAGAUGUCCUCUGACUCCUCCCUUUAUGGAGAUGACAGUUGGGACGCUCCUGUCAAGGAGUACAAGGAAUUCAAAGCCAACAAUGCUGUUAAACUAAUUGUCGAGACCGUUAAGGAAGAGACGAGGAGGAAAGAAAAUAAAGUCAAGGACAAGAAAUCAGAUCACAAUGAGAAAAGAUCAGAGAAAGAAGCCCCUUCUAAGAAGAAGGACAAAGACUCCUCAGAAAAGACGAAUGAAAAGAAAAAAGACUGGUCAGAAAAACAGAAAUUAAACUCCAGUCACUCAGUUGAAAAAGAAAAGAAGCGGAAGGAGUCCGCAGACGCAGUCAAAGACAAAAAAGACAAGGACUCUUUAGACAACAGUCGAGACCGUAAAGAUUCAUAUGACUUCAUGAAGGAAAGAAAAGACAUCAAAAUCAAGCAGGAAACUUUAAGAGAUGAAUAUGGCAAUGAUACUUUCUUCAAAGACAUUGAUGCUGUCGGUAAAUCCUGUGAUAUCAGAGAAAGAAAUCACUCUGGAAAGGAGAAAGAAAAGAAGGGCGAGGGAAUUGAAAAGCGAGAAAAGACAAAAGCUGACAAGCACAAAGAGAAAAUAAAAGACAGAGGAGCUGAUCAGGAGAAAGAUAAGAGCGAGAAAAUCUCUGCAGAAAAAACUGUCAAGGAAAAGGAUCCAGACAGGGGCACCAAAGACAAGAAGGAGGGACUCAAAGACAAACACAAAGAGUGUCAUGGCAAAGACAAAGAUCGAAAGAUGUCUUUAGAACAGACCAAGGACAAGAAAGAAAAGGCCUCUCAAGACAAACAUGCUGAGAGGGAGAAGGAUUUUUUGGAGGUAAAGAAAGAGGAAAGAAAACCUGAGAAAAUCCGUGAGAAAACGUGGUAUAAGAUAGCUGACAUCUUCACUGAUGAAAGUGAUGAUGACGAGGACAUCUACAAUGGGGGUGUUGCACUUGUGUCCGACUCCAUCAAAAAAGACGUAACACCUGAUCUGGAUGAGCUGGAUCAUUUCCCAUCAGAAAAAAUAAGAAAAUCUUCUGCAGAGGCUAAACAUAACACAGAAAAGGCAAAGGACAAAGAACAAGAAAAGAAGAAAGAAAAGGCCACAUUUGACACGGGUAAAGAGAGAAAGGGCUCUCUAGAGAAACACAACAAAGACAAGAAAGAUUCUGUUGACGCGAAACACAAGGACAGAAAAGACAGAAUGUCAGUGGACUCAAAUCAGGAGAAGAAAAAUAAGCAGAAGCUGUUGGACAAAAGGGACACCAGUGAGGAAAAGACAAAGAGCAAAUAUAAAGACAAGCUCGACCAUUCCAAGGAAAGGAAACUCUCAAAAAGCAGUGGUGAGAAUGAAAAGUCCCUCUUAGAAAAAUUGGAGGAAGAAGCCAUGAAUGACUACAAGGAUGACUCCAAUGACAAGAACAGUGAAAUCUCGUCGGACAGUUUCACUGACCGAGGUCAUGAGCCAGUCCUCACCACUUACUAUGACUCCAUCAGCCUGACUGAUGUCACUGAGGAUAGGAGAGACUCCCUGUCCAUAUCUACACCCCAAGACAAGUUCAGAGAGAAAGAGAGGCACCGGCAUUCCUCUUCAUCCUCGUCCAAGAAAAGCCACGACAAGGAGAAAGAAAAGGUCAAGAAGGACAAAGGAGACAAACGUGACAAGUCAGAGGAGAUCAGAGAGUCCUACAGCCGCAGAGAGAGCCUACCUUUUGAGAAAGAGCCCAUGCCUCUAGAGGCAGACCCUUACACAUUCCCAUAUGCAAGUAAGGGAGACGGCGAAGACGACUUUGAUAAAACAUUGGAAUUUGAAAAAGAGAUGUCCAAAAAGGACAAGGACAAAGCAGCUUGUGUCAUCAGUGACAGGACAAAAGACAAAAAGAAAAAGGAGAAACAUAAGGAAAAAAUAAAGGAGGAGAAGAAUAAGUACAUUGAUGGCUUUAGCUCAUUUAAACACUCCAAAGAAGAUGUGAAGUCAGGGUUGAAAGAUAGCCCGCAGGUCACUGUUCUGAAAGACAGGUCAAAAGAAGAAAGUCCUAAAUUUGAUCUGAAAAAAGACAAAAGUCGGGAUACAUUGGACAAAGACAACAGAAUGGACCACAGUAAAUCUAAGGCUAAGGAUGAAAAUGAAAAGCUCUCUCAGUCCAAGGACACAGUAAGAAAAGAUAAUCGUCCACGUGAAAAACUGCUGGUGGAUGGUGAUUAUCAAAUGACAAGUUUUGGUCAGAUGUUGAGUCUGAAAGACCAGGAGAUUGAAGAGCGCCACAAGAGACAUAAAGAAAGGAUGAAGCAAAUGGAGAAGCUGAGACCCAAGUGGGACCCUAAACUCAAGGACAAGGACAAGACCAAGUCCACAGAGGAAGUACGGAAAAAUCGUAGUGAGCUGUCAUCAAAGAAGUCCAACAGUCUGGAGUCUGGUCUGAAAGAAAAGAAGUUGAAGGAUGUGGGUCUUCCUGCCCAAAUAAUGUCCCCGAGCAGGAAGUUCCAGCCUACAGACAGUCAAAACUCAAAGGACGGGCUGGCUGGCCAACAAAUGAAGGAGAACCUUCCCACUUCUCCCAGGCCAGAUCAAAACAGGCCAACUGGUGUCCCCACGCCAACAUCUGUCAUCUCCUGCCCCAGCUUUGAGGAAGUAAUGCAGACUCCACGUACUCCGUCCUGUAGUGCAGAGGAUUACCCUGACAUUAUGUUGGAUGGGCUGGACUGCCAGAACUCCUCGGCUAUGACUAUGUCAAUGAACGCCUGCUCGCCAACCUUCUUUGAAAGCAGGUUCUCUAACUCCCAGAGUUUCCAGGAGGGCACAUGUCCCACUCCUGCAAAGAACCUCCAGCUACCACUUGUCAGCCGCUCUGCGUCUUCUGAUGUCCGCAGGCCCCUAGAGGAUGAGUUCAAGGCUGAGGCUGACAAGUUCCUUCGGCAGCAGAGUGAUCCAGCAGCUGAAUUUGAUCAGUCAUCACUCUCCCAAACUCUAGAGGACACAUCAGCAACUGUGGAUGGACUGGAGAGCCUGCCAUCUCCUUAUUUCUCCCCACUCAGAAUGUUGUCCCCUCAGCAGGAGGCAGCCCUUCCAACACCAGAUGUGGCUGCACCAACCCUUGCUGUCAUUGAGGCAAAUGAACAUUUUCCUGACAAUAUAUACAACAAUUUCUUGCCCAAACCCUCUACUCCAGUUCACAGGCCAGACCCCCAGGAGCCCUGCUUUGACAUCGCUGCACCACCAACCCCAGCUCCUGCUGCUUUGCCACCCCUGGACAUUGAUGACAUCUCUGAGCCUCACCACAGUGAACCUAACCUUGUCCUGUCAGAUCUUCCCUCUGUCACUGAAGAACAGGAGGAGGAAGAACAGGAGGAAGAACAGGAGGAGGAAGAGGAAGAAGAGGAGGAGGAAGAUGAAGAAGAAGAAGAAGAAGAAGAAGAAGAAGAAGAAGAGGAGGAGGAGGAGGAGGAGGACUUUGAGGAUGAAUGUGAUAUGGAUGAGAGAGUUAAUGGAGACCACUGUACAAUGGGGGAGCCAGAGCAAACAAGGGACCCAUGUUCCUUCUCUCCUCCAGUUGUAGACCCUCUUAGGAAGAGCUGGCCUGCAGAGUCUCCAGACCGACAGGAACCAGAGGUCCAAGACAUCUCCCCAACACACUCUGCACCCAACCAUGGGGAGAACUGUUUUGAUCACAGCAUGGGUUGGGACCCUGAUAUGGAUCUCAAAUCUCCCCAAAGGACGUAUGGAGAGAUAGAGGCUGCUGUCUCCAAAAUAACUAGUCCAUACCAUUCAGACGGUGAGAUGCAGCACUUGUCUGGUCACCCCUCUGUCACACCACCUUAUGCUGCCUGGAAUAGGUGGCAUAAAGAGGACCCAGAGGACUUUGACGAACAGAAAGAGGCUGUGGCUGACAUCCCCUCUCCAGAAAGACCUGACACAGCUAUUGAUGAGGAACCCAACUAUUUAAACACCUCAUCAUCCUCCAAUAGACUGGAGUCUUUCUUUCAGGACUGCAACAAGCCUAGCAUAGAGGAAAGUCAUCCAAUAGACACUGAGUCAACAUGUGAAGAACCAGACAGCAGGCAGACCACGCACAGCUUCAGUGCUACCACUGAAAGCCACUUGGCUCCGGUUGUGGCCCCUGAGCCUGUGGUGCCCUGGGCAGACCCAUUCUCAGCUGAUGCAGAUGAACUGGAUGACCUGGGACCGUUCUCUUUGCCUGACCUACCACUACCAGACAAGUCAGAAGAAGUUGAGUCUCGAGACCCAGAACCAGUUGACCGCAACAAGACUGUACUGACCCACAUUAGAUCUACCGUUAUAGAGGGAGAUGACCCGGACAUCAUGGAGGUGGAUUUACCAAGCCUGGGUAAGACUUCAUGCCUUGCUGGUGAGCAAGGUUUAAGAGAACCUACAGGACAAGACUUAGUUGUACCGUCACCACAUACCAACUUCCAGCAAGAGAUGGACCCCGAGCGAAUUAACGUCUCUCGCGCUCUAAUUCAACAACAGGGCAGCACGUUGGAAAGAAAAGGACCAUAUGUAGAACCUGAUGAGUCGGAUCGCAGCAUGUUGUUUUCAUCUGUGAAAUCAGAUCCCAGUGAGCAACAUCACACCCAGAUCCACUCCCUUACUGAGUCUUUGCAGUUACCAAUGGUUGAUUCAGUGUCUGCUAUCAAAUCAGAGGUGAGACCGAAGGAGAUGUCUGAGCCCGUUGUAGAAUCUGUUACAUGCAGUCCUGUUCCUCAGCUACCAGUGGCAGUGACCCUCUCCAGCACAGUGGAACUACCAGACACUCAGGAGACCACAGCCAAGUUUACGCCGGUAACCCUGACCUCUGUCUCCACCACCGUAGAGAUCCCCAAGAAGGUGGAUGAAAUCCCUCAAAGGAUGACUCGCAAUCGCGCCAAGAACAAUUCCUCCGUUGCUGCUGUCCCUCCUACCUCCAGCAUAAUAACCUUGACUGCCACUGCCACCCCUGUAACGACCAGUCCGACAGUGACCCUUAACCCAAUUCCUAUCAGAACCCCGACACCGACCUCAACAUCUUCUUUCCCAGCUCUUAAGAAUGAAUCUGUGAUUACUUUGUCCUCGACUGCAUCUAAUACAACCCCAACAGCGUCUGUGCCUACUUCUGUGAACACCUCUGCCCCACUGGUCAUCAGUAAGACGACAAAAGGCCGCCCACUCCCCUUGGACGAAGAGGAAUCUCAGACCCAGCACCCACGGAAGAGGAAAUUCCCCCGUUCUGCUGGGCAGCAGGUCCAAGUCCAGCUGGUUAACACAGCCAUGCAGCAGACUAGGGAAAUGAUCCAACAGACCUUGGCUGUAGUAGUCAAUGCCAUUAAGCUGGACGAUAUUGAGCCCUAUCACAGUGACCGCUCCAACCCAUACUUUGAGUACCUGCAGAUCAGGAAGAAGAUUGAGGAAAAGAGGAAGAUUCUGUGCUACAUCACCCCACAGGCCCCACAGUGUUAUGCAGAAUAUGUGACCUACACCGGCUCUUACCUGCUGGACGGCAAGCCCCUCAGCAAGCUCCACAUCCCUGUGAUUGCCCCACCGCCAUCGCUGUCAGAACCUCUGAAGGAGCUAUUCAGACAACAGGAGGCAGUAAGAGGGAAGCUCAGGUUGCAGCACAGCAUAGAACGGGAGAAGCUGAUUGUGUCUUGUGAGCAGGAGGUUUUAAGGGUCCACUGCAGAGCAGCCCGAACAAUAGCCAAUCAGGCUGUUCCAUUCAGUGCCUGCACCAUGCUGUUGGACUCUGAAGUAUACAAUAUGCCAUCAGAGAGCCAGGGCGAUGAGAACAAGUCUGUGAGAGAUCGCUUCAACGCUCGUCAGUUCAUAUCCUGGAUCCAGGACGUGGAUGAUAAAUAUGACCGUAUGAAGACAUGUUUGUUGAUGCGGCAACAGCACGAGGCAGCAGCCCUCAACGCAGUGCAAAGGAUGGAGUGGCAGUUGAAGGUCCAGGAGCUGGACCCAGCAGGGCACAAGUCCCUCUGUGUCAACGAAGUGCCGUCCUUUUACGUGCCGAUGGUCGAUGUCAACGACGAUUUUGUCCUGCUGCCUGCAUGACACUUUUGUGAUCACAAACUAAGCGCAAACGUUGUCUGAAUCACUUCUUCUCAAAGAGACUUCGUUGAAUUGAACGAAUGGAAAGGGCUAGCAAGUUUGAAAGAGGACUUUACACAGGAAAAAAUAUAUUCUAUAGAAAAAGAGUAAAGAUGAAAAACUUGCUCUGGAUUCCCUUCCGUGAAGAAGGAAACCUGUUUUUACUGGGGGAAAAGAAAACACACAACUUGCACUUUCAUCCUCAACGUUUUUAUGCUUACGUUUGAUCAGAGUGUGAGAAGCAGAACCAGUUUUUGCUUCGGGGCUCUGUCAUCGGGACACAACUCCUCAGUGCUCAGUUUUGGUGAGACAGAGGACAGAGAUAUAUUUUCUGCAUUCGUUUUUUUGGUCCCUUCAAUAGACGCACCGCUACCACUGGGAGGAGGUAUCAGAGAAGAGCUCUCCCAACAGUGUGGUGCCUGUCCUGAGGGAGGUCUGAGGAGAAGCCUCCCCUGUUGACCCAGGGCUCCUGGUGGGCCAGGAGAACUAGACCGAGUCCAGCGCCGACCCGGAGAAGGUCAACGGAGCAGUGGUGCAUCAUGUGGAUCUUCACUGUUGAAAAGCUGGGAUGGACAGACCAGGAAGCUAGAACCAGUCUCUGAGGGUUUUGGGGCUAUAAGACCAUAGACCCAGAGGACGCCCUCUCUGUUCACACUGCACCAGGCAGGCCUAGCAGAGCCUGCAGAAGGCUGGAAUACAGCAGAGGGCUAGCGGUGUGUGUGUGUGUGUGUGUGUGUGUACGUGUGUGUGUGUGUGUGUGUGUGUACGUGUGUGUGUGUGUGUGUGUGUGUGUGUGUACGCGUGUGCGUGUGUGUGUCGACAGGCAUGGCUCUCUGAGGACAGACCGGAGUGUUCCUCAGCCAACCUGCUUGCUCCAAACACAAACACAUCAGACCGCCAUGGACUGCAACAACACCACAGGACAACCUGAAGAAACAAACAUAACGAAUGUUGAGAUUCAAAGAGACUAUUGAGAAAUCGUGCUUUGGCAGGAGGAGAGAGAUAUUGUUUUUGUCUAUUUCUUUACUUGGGCAUUUCAUUGUUUCUGAGGAAGUGACUUGAAACACUAAAGAGCCAAUAUUAGUUUAAUGGGAAAAAAACAAAAGAAAAAUUAAAAAAAGUUGUAUUCCGUAAAUUAUGUACAGUUUUUAUAUUCGUUAACCGAUGUAUUCUUGCUGCCUUCUAGAUAAUUUAUUUUGCCACACAUUACUGCACAGUUGUAAAUAACCUAUGUACUGUAAUAUCACUCAGUUAAGUGUAAAGAAAAAACAUAAACGAAAUAAAAAUUAUCUUUUUAUGUACAGUUCACUUUUGGGCAGCACUCCCCCUCCCCCCUCCCCCCCUCCCAUAUACAUGGGCCAAAAUGUGUACACGGUUCUGUCAGUAUUUGAAAGACUCCAGUGCACAGUUGUAUGAUCCCAUCUCUAGAUUCAGCCCAGGCUUUGGUAACUCACCUGGGCGUGGAUCACCACGACACACAACAAUAGCUGACAGAGAACAACUCUGGAUUUAAACUGGCCUCCCACUGGCCAACCACCAUAUAGUCCCUCAGAUGUAGCAGAGUAGUUGUUGAGGAUUUAUUUAAAGAAUAGAGAGGAUUAUUAUUCAUUGCUUUACUACAUAAUUAUAUCUGAAAGAAUUCGAACCAAGAAAAUGCCUUGUUCAGUGAAAAAAAUGUACUCAUUGUUGGGCAAAGUCACAUAGAUAUAUGGGUGGGAUAAACGUGAGAGAGGUGUCAUUCGCGACCAAAGCCAUCAUGUUAAAUGCUUUCAAAUUCAUUUUCAAUGUUUUUAAUUUACAACAAUUGGACUAAAAUCUUUCUAAUCAUCACAAAACAUCAUUGUCUCUAAAAAACAAACAGGACGCAGGUCUUUCAGCACUUGUUAUGACGUGUUCUGUUCUCCCAGCUUGUCUGAAGAGUUGUAAAAGCCACUGGACGCUUUCAUUCUUUACUGACUUUCAAUAUUGGUUUUCCAGUCUGUCUGCCCGUCAAAUUAGUGAGCCGCUUUUUUUUUUUUAGUUGCUGUUCCAACGUUGCCCACUGGAUGGCACUAGUGUAUCAGAAAACUCAAAAACCUAAUUUUGCAUUAGACUUGUGGCCUUUCACUUGAAUGAGUUUUAAAAUAUCCCCUUAUAGGAUUCUUAUACAACACUUAAUUCAUAAUAGGCCCAAGCGUUAAGCUCCAGUCACAUUGGACUUCUAAUUUUUAUAAAUGUUUAAUUCUAAACACUGGUUAGUGUUGGGAUCAAUUGUUAGGUUGCUUCAUCAUAUUACGCCGUUGGGUGGUGGCAUUUGCCGUACGCACAUUGUUGUGUCGGUCACAACCAGACUGUUACAAUAUAGAGGGGAAAUAAAUAGUUCACUGCUGAAUAGAUGUUCCUUUUGUCUUUAAUUAAAAAAUCCCAUCUGAAAUGUUGAUUUGUGAUGACUUGUAUUGAUGCUCUAUUUUUUAGUGGGUCUUGGCUUUGAAAAUCUUUCGCAACCCAACACCCAGGCUUCCUGUCUGUGUGAGAGAGCUGCUCCUGUAUCCUGAUGGCAAUAUUAUCUGAAACGUUUAAGUAAUGUACACACUGUCAGUCAGCAUAGCUGUGUAUGGUAUGUCUAGUCAAGUGCAAUGGUUGUGGAGGCUGUGCAGACAAGGUGGCUAGAUGUAUAGUCCUGGAUAUUUUUGAGAGAUACACACACAUCCUGGUUGGUAUAGACUUACAUAUUUGGAUACAAAUAGCCAGACUUUUUGUUUUUAAACCCCUGUUUGUCAUGUUUUUUUGUUUUUAAUUUGUUGUUGGGUUUCCUACACAGUUUUGGGGGAAGAGGUUUAAGGGUGUCUUUUGUUCACAGAAUCCUUGUGUGUUUUUAUCUCAGUGUAUGUAGUUUUGAAUGUUGUUGUGUUUAUCUUAGGGGUUUUUGUUCCUGUAUAACGCAUAAACACCGGUGGCAUGUCAGUCACAUUGCUUAUCGAGCAGAAUGUAUACCGUUACUAUGCCCGGACCGACCACGCCCUCUCACUAUUGUUUACAAGACAUCAAGUGUUUUCCGUUUCAUGCGUCACCUUUUUUAACGGUUUAAGCCCUGCCUUUGAUUUUACUUCUGUAUUCAGUCAUUUAUUCGAACUACAAAGACUUGAAAUGGUGAUGGUUGACACAACUGACAGGCAAGUUCUCCCUCCGUAUGAUUACACCGCUGCACAGAUAAAUAGACUAAACACAUCCACCCACUUUGACUCUCCAGUGUGAAUAUUCAACUAACAAAAAGAGUGAUUUCUGGCUAAAUUGGAUACAGACACAAACGAGCAUCAGUCCUCAGACGCAUGUAGAGCACUUGGCCGUGGGGAUAGAGAUGCUAGCCUGACACCACCUCAGUCAGCAACAUAUUACCUCUACUCUCCUCACAUUCACUCAGUGUUUAUUUUCGAUUUGUUGUUUUUUCUUACUGGACAUGAAUAUACAUAAUUGCUAUUUUUUCAUUCUAUAGAAUCACGAUUUCAAGCCUUUUUUUCUAGUUUUUGUUUUAUUUUUUUAAUUAAAACCCAGACUGUAGCUAUUUCUUUGUUCAUUGUUUAGAGUGGAAAAUGACUAAUAAAAAGCAUGGAGAACUACUCUUUAAAUGGUGAGAAACAACCUAUUUAUUAUUUUUGUUUUUUGUUUUUUCUGACACCUGUGGUAUGUUUUGAGUUGAAGUUGGUCUCCGCUGUGUAAAUUUUCCUUCUUGUAAUGCGUGAAAGAGACAUACUGUACAUAGCUCUGUAAAUAAAACCUCCCAGGACGUUUUGCACCCUCCUCUUUGUACUAGUCUGAAAAAUUGCGUAGAAUGUGGGGUUCUAACAGCAACGAGCUGCGUGCGCUUGCUGCAGGUGAUUAUGAUGUAACAAUGUAACAUUUUAUUUGUACAAUGUAGUUUAUUUGUGUACAUAUUGUUGGAGCAGCUAAGAGGGGGAAGGGGGGGGUUGUUGAUGCUAUUGUCAGUGCUGUAACAGAAAUCCAGUACUUUCACCUAUAGCUGUUGUUGAUUUCCUGCAAAAAAAAAAAAAGACAAAAAAA